AUGCUGGUGGCAUUCUGUCUCCUUGUGGCCCUGGCGACGGUGACCUUUCUCCCUGCCGAUGGGCAGGGAUACGUGCCGCGCAUCCUCAUCCUGCAGACGCAGCCCAUCCAGCCCUCCUGCUCCAAAGCCAUUGCCUGGCCCCCGGAGGGCGCGCCGGCCCCCGCCGGGGCCAAUAUGUCCUGCAGUGUGUACCCGAAUUAUUUCCGCAGCGUCAUCGACACCUGCAACUACAUCGCCGACCGGUAUCUGGCGGAGUUUGGGUACUUUUGGUACUGCUGCAAUUAUAAAUGGGAGAACCGCUCGGUGUUUGUGCUGGAUUUGGGCGAGAACCACUUAUCCAGCGUAGGAAGCAACGAUAUGAUCGCUUUAGCCAUCGCGGAGAACACCGUCUUGCAGUACUUGGAUCUCUCCUACAACGGCUUCAGCGAAAAAGCAUCGUAUUUAAUAUUCAUGGGCUUAAAGUCGAAUAGUUUUAUUCGGACGUUCCUGUUUGGACACAACCACGUGGCGAAUAAAGGCUGCGAUGGCGUGUACGACGCGCUGCGCAAUUCGGAGACAUUGUGGCGCGUGGAUCUGGAGCACUGUGCUAUUGUGGAUAAAGGCGCACAGGCCGUGGCGAACGGGAUCACCAAGAACGAUUCGCUUAAAUCGCUAAAUUUGGCCAAUAAUCCCAUUGGCGUACCCGGCACAACGGCGCUGCUGAAAGCAAUAUCUAACAAGGAGAAACUGAAGAGCGUCGAUGUUUCGAAUUGCACGGUGAACGCGGCGUUUGUCACCAGCGCAGCCGCCCUGGAGAGCCAGAAGGAACUGCGUAUUAAACACACCGGGGAAGGUGUGCCCAAUAAGGCCCUUCCGCCGUAUCCCAUUGAUUUGGAUGCGUUGGCCGCCAAAGCCGGGAAAAAGAAGGACAACAAGACGAAAAAAUAGCCGGUUGCUUUGCAUUGCUUAUGGUUUUGCAUAUCUGUAGACGUUGGAGAACACAAGACAGUUAUGAGACAGAUAACGACAGCAAACUUUCUGUUACAAAGUUUACCCAGCUUAUCAAAAAGCUUAUCCUUAACUGUAUUUUGUUAAUCAGCCAAGAUAAGGGACAAUUCAAUUUGCUGAUAAAGUCAAGUCUUCAACUCACCGAUUGCCUUUCGUUGCAUCAUACGAAACAUCUAUAAUAAACUAAACUGCGCUCGU
This is a messenger RNA of Paramacrobiotus metropolitanus, 1185 nucleotides long. Its product is annotated as NACHT, LRR and PYD domains-containing protein 5-like. The coding region runs from base 1 to 927 and encodes 308 amino acids. Gene Ontology annotation, molecular function: protein binding. The record is from RefSeq and is a predicted model, not a curated record. The transcript is spliced from 6 exons. NCBI's taxonomy places the organism in Eukaryota, Metazoa, Tardigrada, Eutardigrada, Parachela, Macrobiotidae.